Helobdella robusta is the source of this 1401-nucleotide messenger RNA. RefSeq lists its product as hypothetical. Lineage: Eukaryota; Metazoa; Annelida; Clitellata; Rhynchobdellida; Glossiphoniidae. Gene Ontology annotation, biological process: ribosomal subunit export from nucleus; translational initiation; translational termination. The transcript has 11 exons. Gene Ontology annotation, molecular function: iron ion binding; ribosomal small subunit binding; ATP binding. The annotation marks the transcript as partial. The record is from RefSeq and is a predicted model, not a curated record.
UACCAGGAUGCUCCUGACUGGACUGAAAUCUUGACCUACUUCCGAGGGUCAGAACUUCAAAAUUAUUUCACUAAAAUUUUGGAAGACGAUUUGAAGGCUAUCAUCAAACCACAAUAUGUGGAUCAGAUUCCAAAAGCUGUAAAGGGUUCUGUACAGCAAUUGUUGGACAAAAAAGAUGAAUUGAAGAAUCAAGACUAUGUUUGUUCCAUUUUAGAUUUGCAUGGAGUAAAGAACAGAAAUGUGGAAGAUUUAUCUGGUGGAGAACUUCAGAGGUUUGCUAUUGCUAUGGUCUGCAUACAAAAAGCCGACAUCUUCAUGUUUGAUGAGCCCUCAAGUUACCUAGACGUGAAGCAGCGGUUGAAGGCUGCUCAAGCUAUUAGAGGUCUCAUUGCUUCCAACAAAUACAUUAUUGUCGUUGAACAUGAUUUGUCUGUGCUUGACUAUUUGUCUGAUUUCAUCUGCUGCUUGUAUGGAAUGCCUGGUGCUUACGGUGUUGUCACUAUGCCCUUCAGUGUCAGGGAAGGCAUCAACAUUUUUCUUGAUGGUUUUGUGCCGACUGAAAACCUGAGGUUCAGAGAAACUUCAUUGACAUUCAAAGUCUCGGAAACUGCCACUGAAGAAGAGAUAAAGAGGUUAUGUCGCUAUGAAUAUCCUAGGAUGCACAAAGCACUUGGCGAGUUCUCUAUUCAGGUGGAGCCUGGUGAGUUUACAGAUUCAGAGAUCAUCGUCAUGUUGGGCGAGAAUGGAACAGGCAAGACAACAUUCAUUCGCAUGCUUGCUGGUCGUUUGGAGCCAGAUGAUGGAAUAAAAGUACCACAGUUGAAUGUAAGUUAUAAACCUCAGAAGAUCAGUCCAAAAUCACAAGGAACUGUUCGCCAGUUGUUGCACGACAAGAUACGGGACGCCUAUAUCCACCCGCAGUUCAUCACGGAUGUCAUCAAACCAAUGCAGGUUGAACAACUCUAUGAUCAAGAGGUUCUGAACUUGUCCGGAGGUGAGUUGCAGAGAGUUGCCCUGACCUUAUGUCUUGGAAAGCCCGCCGAUGUCUACCUCAUUGAUGAACCGUCUGCCUAUUUGGAUUCUGAACAACGUUUGCAUGCCGCAAAAGUCAUUAAGAGGUUCAUACUGCACGCCAAGAAGACGGCAUUUGUUGUGGAGCACGAUUUUAUAAUGGCCACAUACCUGGCUGAUCGAGUAGUAGUCUUUGAAGGAACACCGUCAGUUAAAGCAGUUGCUAAUGUACCUCAGAAUUUGCUGAUUGGGAUGAACAAAUUUCUACAGUCGUUGGAUAUCACAUUCAGACGUGAUCCAAACAACUUCAGGCCUAGAAUAAACAAGUUGAAUUCUGUAAAGGACUCAGAGCAGAAAAAGAGUGGCAAUUACUUCUUCCUGGAGGACUAG